GGAGGCCGCCGCUGCACUUCCGCCCAGGUGAGGAGGCCGCUGCACUUCCGCCCAGGUGAGGCCAGCCGCUGCACUUCCGCCAGGUGGGGCGGCGGCGCCCGCGCAGCCCCGGGGCUCCCACAGUGCUGUCGCCUGACCAGGCUUUUUGAAAGUGAUUGAAAGGGAUAAUCCAAAAUGCCUGAAAAUCCUGCAGCAGAGAAAAUGCAGGUGCUGCAGGUCCUUGACCGCCUGAGACUGAGACUACAGGAGAAGGGAGACACGACACAGAACGAGAAGCUGUCCGUGUUUUAUGAGACGCUGAAGAGCCCUCUCUUCAACCAGAUCCUCACUCUCCAGCAGUCCAUCAAGCAGCUCAAGGGACAACUUAACCAUAUUCCUUCGGAUUGUUCAGCCAACUUUGAAUUUUCUCGGAAGGGUUUGUUAGUGUUCACGGAUGGUUCCAUUACAAAUGGGAAUGCCCACAGAUCUUGUAGUAAUUUAACUGCAUCUGGAUUGUUGCCUUGGAACCCAAAGUCAGGAAAUGAAGACUUUAACUCAGUCAUUCAGCAGAUGGCUCAGGGUCGGCAUGUUGAAUAUAUAGAUAUAGAACGCCCUUCAACUGGAGGCCUUGGAUUCAGUGUGGUGGCCCUGAGAAGCCAAAGUCUGGGAUUAAUUGAAAUCUUUGUGAAGGAGGUUCAUCCAGGGAGUGUAGCAGACAGGGAUCAAAGAUUGAAGGAAAAUGACCAGAUUUUGGCCAUUAAUGACACCCCAUUGGAUCAUAAUGUUUCCCAUCAGCAGGCGAUUGCAUUACUACAACAAACCACUGGGACUCUGCGUCUGGUUGUGGCCAGGGAAGUGGGCCACACACAGGACCGCACUUCCACCAGCUCAGCUGAUACAUCUCUGCCUGAAAUGGUGUUUUGGGGCCAUACUGAAGAGGUUGAGCUCAUUAAUGAUGGCUCUGGACUAGGUUUUGGGAUAGUUGGAGGAAAGUCAAGUGGUGUGGUUGUGAGGACUAUUGUUCCUGGAGGAUUGGCAGACCAAGAUGGGAGACUACAGACAGGGGACCACAUCUUGAAGAUUGGUGGUACAAAUGUGCAAGGGAUGACCAGUGAACAAGUUGCUCAGGUGCUAAGGAACUGUGGGAAUUCAGUGAGGAUGCUGGUGGCCAGAGACCCUGUUGGUCAAAUUGCAGUGACACCUCCUACACCUGUAUCCUUACCUGUUGCCCUGCCUACUAUAGCCAACAGGACCCUUGGUUCUGACUGUUCUCUUUUUGAAACUUACAAUGUUGAACUUGUUAAAAAAGAUGGACAGAGCCUUGGUAUUAGAAUUGUUGGCUAUGUUGGAGCAGCUCAUCCAGGGGAAGCUUCAGGGAUUUAUGUGAAAAGUAUAAUACCAGGCAGUGCUGCGUACCACAAUGGCCAAAUUCAAGUGAAUGACAAAAUAGUGGCUGUGGACGGUGUGAAUAUUCAGGGUUUUGCCAACCAGGAUGUUGUUGAAGUAUUACGAAAUGCAGGGCAGGUGGUUCACCUAACCCUAGUUCGCAGGAAAGCAUCUUCAUCAGAUUUUCCAUUUGAACAGCCUUCAGACAGAGGAACUGGUGCAGAACCGCCUAAAGUACCAGCCCUAACUGAAUCCCUGGAAACAGAAACUAAUGUGGGUAUAGAAGCAGAGGAAAUUGGAGAAAGACUGGAUAAUCUAAAAAACAACAACAUACAAGCCUUAGAAAAACCAGAUGUAUAUCCAGAGAAAGGCCAAAGCGCUCCGGAAAAUGAGCUGAAAUCCAGAUGGGAAAACCUACUGGGCCCAGAUUAUGAAGUAAUGGUAGCUACCUUGGACACACAGAUUGCAGAUGACGAGGAACUACAGAAGUAUUCAAAGCUGCUGCCUAUCCACACUCUGAGACUUGGUGUGGAAGUGGAUUCCUUUGAUGGACACCAUUAUAUCUCUUCAGUUGUUCCUGGUGGUCCAGUGGAUUCCCUGAAUCUCCUACAGCCGGAAGAUGAGCUUCUUGAGGUCAAUGGUGUGCAGCUCUAUGGGAGGUCUCGCCGAGAAGCAGUCUCCUUUCUUAAGGAAGUGCCCCCACCAUUUACGUUGGUUUGCUGUCGCCGGCUGUUUGAUGAUGAGGCCUCAGUUGAUGAGCCGAGAACCAUGGAACCAUCUCUUCUUGAGGCAGAGGUUGAUCGCAGUGUAGAUAUCAGCACUGAAGAUGAUGAUGAUGGGGAGUUAGCCCUGUGGUCUCCUGAAGUCAGGACUGUGGAGCUGGUGAAAGACUGUAAAGGCUUGGGCUUCAGCAUUUUGGAUUAUCAGGACCCCUUGGAUCCCACACGCUCAGUGAUUGUGAUUCGGUCCUUGGUAGCAGAUGGUGUAGCAGAAAGAAGUGGAGAACUUUUACCGGGAGAUCGCCUUGUCUCUGUCAAUGAGUUCUCUUUGGACAAUGCCACACUUGCUGAGGCUGUGGAAGUGUUGAAGGCUGUGCCCCCAGGUGCUGUGCACCUUGGCAUCUGUAAGCCUUUGGUGGAAGGUGAGAAGGAAGGAAGUUGUUUUAUUUUACAUUCAAACAACAAUGAAGACAACAAUGAGCCUUCAGAAGCUGUUGAUGACAUACAUUCAUCUUUAAUCCUUGAAGCACCCAAGGGAUUUAGAGAUGAGCCAUAUCUUGAAGAACUUGUGGAUGAACCAUUUUUAGAUAUGGGAAAGUCUUUGCAGUUCCAACAAAAAGAAAUGGACACCAGCUCAGAAGCCUGGGAAAUGCAUGAAUUUUUGAGCCCUCCACUCGAGGGAGGGGGCGAGGAAAGAGAGAUGCUUGUAGAUGAGGAAUAUGAACUCUAUCAAGAUCACCUCCGGGCCAUGGAGUUACACCCACUACCACACAUUCAGGAGGUCCGGCAUGCACCUUCCAGGCAGGAACUCCAGGUUGGCACACAGUGGCUGCAUGCUAGCCUCUCAGGAGAUGAAGCACCUGAGUGUCAAGAUCCAGAGUCUGGGCAGAGUUUAUAUUCCCAGGAAAUACAGCAGUGCAGCUACAACACUGCAGACAUGAUGGAAGAAACAUUUGGCCUUGAUUCGCGGCAGUCCAUGCCCUCCUCUGAAGGAAAUGGUCAGUGCAGCAGAUUUGAUGACAUGGAGCAUCUUCAUCUACUAACAAACAACAGCCUGGAUUUAGGCGUGAUGAUUCCAAGUGAUGCCCAAAGUCCUGACAUGCUUGUCGAUCUUCCAGCUGCUACUCAAAGAAGGGAGCAAGAAGAUUUGCCUUUGUACCGACUCCCCAGUGCCCGGGUUGCCUCCAGGCCUUCAUCGUACAUAGGAACGGUGUCUUCAAGAUAUGCGAGUGCUGCAUGUGAGUUACCCGAGAGAGAGGAAGGUGAAGGGGAGGAAACACCAAACUUCAGCCAUUGGGGUCCACCAAGAAUUGUUGAGAUUUUUAGAGAACCUAACGUGUCUCUUGGUAUCAGCAUUGUUGGUGGACAAACAGUUAUAAAACGCUUAAAGAAUGGAGAGGAGCUCAAGGGUAUAUUCAUCAAACAAGUGUUAGAAGAUAGUCCUGCAGGAAAAACCCAUGCACUUAAAACUGGAGACAAAAUACUUGAGGUGUCUGGCAUAGACCUGCAGAAUGCCUCGCAUGCAGAAGCUGUGGAGGCCAUCAAGAACGCAGGCAACCCCGUGGUGUUUGUGGUACAGAGCCUGUCAUCUACCCCCAGGGUCAUCCCAAGUGUGCAUAACAAAGGCAAACCACCUGCCAGGACCCAGGAUCAAGGCACUCAGGGACCAAGAGCAAAGGUAAGCAAGCCUUUGAGGACUUUUGAGGACUGCUUUGGUUUCUUUUCACAGCUGAACAGUGAAAAGAUCCGGCAAAGGUACGCAGACCUGCCUGGAGAACUGCACAUUAUCGAGCUGGAAAAGGAUAGGAAUGGCCUGGGGCUCAGUCUUGCUGGCAAUAAGGACAGGUCACGGAUGAGCAUAUUCGUGGUGGGCAUCAAACCGGAGGGGCCUGCUGCUGCAGAUGGACGGAUGCGGGUUGGAGACGAGCUGCUGGAGAUAAACAAUCAGAUCCUUUAUGGAAGAAGUCAUCAAAAUGCAUCUGCCAUUAUUAAAACUGCCCCAACCAGGGUCAAACUGGUUUUUAUUAGAAACGAAGACGCGGUCCAUCAGAUGGCUGUCGCUCCCUUCCUGCUACCAUCAAGCUCCCCAUCACCUGUUGAGGAGCUGGCUGGCACUGAACCUCUCAGUAGUGAGGAAGACAGCAGUGUGGACGUCAGACACCUGCCUGACACUGAAAGCCCCAAACCGGAAGACCUGUCAGAGGUGGUUGAGCACAACACGGUGGCAGAGCAACAGACGGCAUUGGAGUCACCUGACAGUGUGGCUGCCUGCCAGAUGAAACAACAAGCGUAUUCAGCUCAAGCCCCCGUCAGUUCCCAAGAGCUCCCACUGGCACCAAGCCCAUUGUGUCAGUCUGAAAAUGCAGACUUCACAGGCUCUGGUAACUUCCAGGCUCCUCUCUCAGUGGACCCUGCAACGUGUCCCAUUGUCCCUGGCCAGGAAAUGAUCAUAGAGAUAUCCAAGGGGCGCUCAGGGCUUGGUCUCAGCAUCGUAGGAGGAAGAGACACACCUUUGGAUGCUAUAGUUAUCCAUGAAGUCUAUGAAGAAGGUGCAGCAGCCAGAGAUGGAAGACUGUGGGCUGGAGACCAGAUUUUAGAGGUUAAUGGGGUUGACCUGAGGAGCUGCAGCCAUGAAGAAGCCAUCACAGCCCUGAGGCAGACUCCCCAGAAGGUGCGCCUGGUGGUGUACAGAGAUGAGGCGCAGUACAGAGAUGAGGAGAACUUGGAGGUGUUCCUUGUGGAUCUGCAGAAGAAGACUGGCCGAGGACUGGGCCUGAGCAUUGUUGGGAAACGGAGUGGAAGCGGAGUGUUUAUAUCUGAUAUUGUGAAAGGCGGAGCCGCAGACCUUGAUGGCAGAUUGAUUCAAGGAGACCAGAUCUUGUCUGUGAAUGGAGAGGACCUGAGACAUGCCUCACAGGAGACAGUGGCCACCAUCCUCAAGUGUGUCCAGGGCCUUGUGCAGCUGGAGAUUGGGAGACUCCGGGCUGGUUCCUGGGCUUCCUCUUGGAAGACCUCACAAAAUAGCCAGGGGGGUCAGCACAGUGCACAUAGCAGCGGCCGGCCUUCCUUGGCCCCAGUCAUCACUGGCCUACAAAACUUGGUUGGCACAAAAAGAGCUUCUGAUCCUCCCCAAAAAUGCGCAGAGAUGGGACCAAGAACUGUUGAGAUAAUCCGAGAGCUCAGUGAUGCCCUUGGAAUCAGUAUCGCUGGAGGAAAAGGAAGUCCUUUAGGAGAUAUCCCGAUAUUCAUUGCUAUGAUCCAGGCCAAUGGAGUGGCAGCACGUACCCAGAAGCUGAAGGUGGGAGAUCGGAUUGUGAGCAUUAACGGGCAACCCCUGGAUGGACUGUCUCACACGGAGGCUGUUAAUCUCCUGAAGAAUGCCUUCGGGCGCAUUAUCCUGCAGGUUGUGGCAGAUACCAAUAUAAGUGCCAUAGCGACUCAACUUGAAAUCAUGUCUGCAGGAUCUCCGACUACUGACCGCCAUCCAGAAGACACGGAAACACCUGCACCUAAGAUUAUUACUUUGGAGAAAGGCUCUGCAGGAUUGGGGCUUAGUAUUGUAGGGGGUUAUGGAAGUCCACACGGAGACCUGCCAAUUUAUGUCAAGACUAUAUUUCCAAAGGGAGCAGCUGCAGAGGACGGCCGAUUAAAACGAGGUGACCAGAUCUUGGCUGUCAAUGGGGAGACCCUGGAAGGUGUUACUCAUGAGCAAGCUGUGGCCAUUCUAAAGCAGCAGAGCGGGACUGUGGCCUUGACUGUGCUGCCCUGAGCGCUUGUCCUGAUCCUGAUCCUGACACACAGACGAGAACACAACAGGCUCUGUGGCUUCCGGUUGGGAUGAAAGUUGCCUCAGCUAAAACCCAGCAUCGUCAGUGGCUCUGAUUCUGUUUGCAGAAACAGGAGCUGCCGCCUCUGCUUCCUACCCACAUCCCGCAUUCCCACUGCGGCUUAACUGCAGCUCCUGCGGUUUCCUCUAAUGAGUGGAAACAAAGGUUUUGCUUGUCGUCUUAACUCGUGAUUUACUUAUGCUAAUUUGUCUCUUCAAAUAAGGCAGAAAACAUUAGCAGUGUAAUUAACUUCCUCACAACGAACUGUUCAUGCCCUGCCCUGGGAAUUGCUGCAGUCUCUUCCCUGUGACUGUAGUCAACUCCCCGUCUCUAGCUAGAUCUGGAUUGUUAGCCACUGAUCCUGAGGAGCCUCCACAGAUCCUGUAAUCCAUCCAGCAUUGGAAAGGCUUUGUAUCCAAGUUUCACAAGUGCACACUGCUUAUCAAGUGUGUCUUGAUCUCCUGCAGCCACACUGGCUCACAGGGCUGGAAAGCUUAUUCAGAGUGAUGAGCAUCUUAGCAGGUGGUGUCACCCCUACCUCUCCGCUGUAGACCACCAGCUGGGUAUCCUCGACCUUGUUCGAAGUGAGUGACAAGUUCGGUUUGCCUGUCCCUUACCUCCACACCAGUAGCACAGUCGCUCAGCUUGCCCCAGCUCUGUGCUGCACUUGAACAUAAAGUAACUGAACAAAUGACCUGGGGUCCGUGUGCUCAGCUUGAGUUUCCCAGUCUCCUCCUCCCAUUGGCUGAAGCUCUGCAGCUCAGAAAGCAACUGUAGCCGAAGCCCAGCUAGGAGAGUGAAAUGGACUGGAGGGGGGGGGGUGCUUGUCACUGAGUUCUGCAGAAUCUUCCAGUGAAAACGAAGGAGAGCACCUGAUGGACGAGCCCAAGGUCAGCAAUGGCCUAGUUCAGCAUCAUUUAGCCAUAACCCAGUGCUACACAUUGUUCAGUAAUCAACAGGAUUCCAUGGGCCCUAAUGUAAAAUGUUAUUUAAUUAGUGAGGAUUUUAACUGAGAUUCCCUUUGAGUAGAUGUAAUCACAGAAGCGUUAAUUCUUACUGUAAUAUUUUUGUGGCUAUUCCAAAGUGCAGAGUGCCUAAGUUUUAUGUUGACAAUGCUUUUCCAUGACUGGUAUUAAGUUUUUUGAGAUUCAUAGGGUUUUUAGAAUUUCUGAUGUAUCCAAGAUACAUGGUUUUGUUAGGAUCCCAUCUCCCAGCCUCAGUGCUCUGUGUAAAUGAAGCUUGUAAGAACACCUCAAGCGGCAGAGACCAAAUGAAGCCCAGAGGAAAAUGCACCUUAGAAAAUAAAGGUAGCUGCAUUGAUGAUUUCAAAGUGUGAUUCGGCUUCAUUUUGAUGGAAUGACCCUAAAUACACAUUUUG
Alexandromys fortis (reed vole) is the source of this 7289-nucleotide messenger RNA. It is a transcript of the gene Patj, whose product is annotated as PATJ crumbs cell polarity complex component. NCBI's taxonomy places the organism in Eukaryota, Metazoa, Chordata, Mammalia, Rodentia, Cricetidae. The transcript has 44 exons. Gene Ontology annotation, molecular function: protein binding. The coding region runs from base 175 to 5853 and encodes 1892 amino acids. The record is from RefSeq and is a predicted model, not a curated record.